GCCUCAGUAUGCCGCGCAGCGCGCAGGCUCGCGUACAUGUUUCGUCCUUCUUUUUCUUUCCUGUCAUCUUUCCGCCCGUCUCUGCGUACGUCUUUCUCUCUCUCUCUCUCUCUCUCUCUAUUUUCCUUCCCGUCUCGCGCGCGCAUCGCUCGAGUAUUACACGCACGCUCCGUAUUCCUCGCGUUAUUACGUGCGUGCGUGCGUGCGUGCGCCCGUCCGUCGUGCGUGCGCGAGCGCGUGUGCAUCGGUCAGUUUUGUACGCAGGUACAAACACAUCCCGUGACUGGCUCUUCUCUCUCCUUGCUUUUUUUUUUUUUUUAUUUACGUCCGCGCACCUUUUCCUGCGCGCUCUCGUGUGAAUAGCGACAUUCGCGAGUGUGUGUGUGUGUGUGUGUGUGUGUGUGUAUAUAUGUGAUUCUCUCCUUUUUUUUUCUUUAUGCAUGACUACUCGCGCACGUUCGUCGAACGGACAGACAGGUACGCGGAGGACACGUCGUGGUCGCGCCGCGCCACGCCAAGCCGAGUCGAGUAAUAACGGAGUACUCGCUAGUAUUACGUAGUGCACUCCUUCGCACGAGAAAGGCAUGUCUGAAAGUCAUCCUCGUGGAAGAAGAUAACUCGGUGUCCCUUCUCGCCGCGAGCUCUUUUUCGAAACCGACAAGUGCGUUCGGCGAUGUCCGCGCGACCUACAUACACGGUGACACGGUGACACACGGGGCGAAAGUGAUCGGGACGGGAGUGCACGCGGGAAAAUCGAGAGCCGUCGUUGCUGUUCACUGACAGUGUGCGGAAUAGCGAAGGAGUAGAGAAACGAAGGAGCGCGAGUGUGUAGAUGAACGAACUAACGAGCGAGUGUAACGGUGGAACGUUGCGAAACUGCUCCUCCUCGGGGCUGAGACGUGGCACGAAAUGAAGCGAGCGUAUCCGCGAGCGAUCGAUAACUAUAGCGGCACUAUAGUCGACUCGGUGGUGAAUAGCAAGCGGCUAUCAGCCAACCCAACCUAACGGACAACGCGUGACCUCGAAGGAGCGGCGGCGGGAUACGAUAGUCAGAUUCGCCCAGAUCCCAAUCCGCUCGACGACGAUAUAGAGAGAAAGUCGCUUCGCGUUUUUCUGCGCAUCGGAGAAAAGACACUUCUGCGAGAGACAGCGGAGAAGGAAGAAAAAAAGAGAAAGGGAAAGGGAGAAGAAUGCGCGUCUUGAGGACGCGAUGCUCGGGAGACUGCCACUUUCCACGGUCACGACUUGACGAUAAAACCAAACCAACCAAUUCAUCGAUGAUCGCUCGGUGAUCGUUGGAUCGAUCUAGCACGUCGGUGCCCCCUCCUCCCGGAAGAUUCCUGAGAACGGUCGAGACGGAGCGUCCGAAGCGGAACGCGGAGAGACAGACGGAGAGAAUUAAAGAACGAAGAGGAAAGACAAACGGAAGAAGGGCAAGAGAAAGAACGAAUAACAGAGAGAGAGAGAGAGAGAGAGAGAGAGAGGGAGGGAGGGACUGAAGGGGCAGUGAAAGGAAGACGGAGAAAGAAGACAUCUUAUUUUUAGCCGCGCCGCUUUACACGUCGCAAAAACCGGUUCCACGGAGUCCGCUGCGAAGGGAACCGAUAGCCUUAGCAAAGGGUUUUCGAGAGGGAGAAAGAUAUAAUACGUAUGCAGAUGAUAAAGACGCGCGCGCGUUUGUUCCCGUCGAGAUAGAAAUAGCGGCAAAAGAGGGAGGGAAAGAGAGAGAAAACUCAUAUACUUAACAGACGCUUUUAGAAAUAAAGAUUCCCUCGCUCAAAAAUUAGAUAAAAUAAAAUGAGAUAAGGACAUAUUUCCCCUCAAAAAAAAAAAAAUAAAUAAAACAAAAUUAGCUCUAGAAACAAUCUAAGAUCCUCGUGAAGGAUCGUGAGAAAGACGAGAUAGGAAGCGGAAUGACACUCGCUCAUACACACACGUACACAAGGAAUGUGGAAUUUCGCUUAAUCCGAUACGCGCGAUUCUCUUGCACCCCGCCGCACCUUGCUCGCCCCCCGCCGUCUCGUGCUCUCCCCCAACCGUAACCACCUCCGCCGCUCCUCGCUCUCUCACGGCACCGGUUAUCGAUCGCAUGCGUGCGAACGCGACAACACGACUAAUACGAGAUUCGAUUAUCGACCGCGACGACGAUACAACGACGAGCAGACCUCAAGAUUAAACGCGUGAUCUGACACGGGUUGGUACGCGGAAUCAUCAGGAUUUCCGAUUAAAGUCAAGGACAUGUGCGACAGACAGGAUCAAAUUCCACCAACACUUCAUUUUUUAUCAAGAGCUAUGGAUCGAUCAAUUUGAAUGAUAUGCACAAAGGAGCGUCCGAUAUAAAGAAAACAAAAGAUUAAUCAUUGAUCUAGUGAAAUUUUGUUUAUCCGGAAUAUAAACAUAUAUCGUAUUAAUCUGUGAUUGAGAAACAAAAGUUAAUGGAAUAAUUAGCGCAUGAUCGAUAAACAUUUCUCAUUUCUCAACGACGAGCAAUGAUCGACGUUAAAUGGGAAAAUCGAUACCCUCCGGCAGUAUCGAAUCGCACGCGGGACGGUUAAUUUCCGGUCGCACCAGCAUAUGCAGCACGCCCAGUAUCGGUGAAAUUAAAUCUGCCUGUAAUCAAUCGAUAUCUCCGAGGCGAGGAAACAUCACCGAUCAAUCGCGGUCGUCGAUUUACGCGCAAUCUUUACACAAUUUACGCAUUAUAUCAUCGAUAAAAAACACAUCGUGAAGAUCGAUCCGAGCCUCUCGUUAUCAUCUAUGCGGAUCGUUCCUCCGCGACUCAUCUACGACAACGACGACAAGAGUACCGUUCUCGGACGGAAGCAGAGUCGUCUGGAUCGAUAGAAUACGUUCGCGGAGAAUACGAACGGCAUGAAGAAUGGCAACCGAUUCUCCGAGCACUCGUCAGGGCGGUGUGAGGGCGGUCGCCACGACGACUACCGAUCCGCAACGGAGCGAGAAGCGCGCCGUCGCGGCGCGGGGCGCCGCCGGCGCGCUGGCCCUGAGUGUCGUGGCUCUGGUCGUACAAUCGGCAGCCACCGCGACACCCACCUGGGGAUACUUCACCAAUCCUGACGCUGGCACUGCCGCGGAAAAAGGCUACUUCGGACCAUGGAGACAAUGCAAGUAUCUCCUUUACGGAAGAGAAUGGUGUGGCCAAAAUGUCUCCAGGUUUCAACCAGUCUUGGCUGUGUGGAUGGCGGGAUUAGCUGCCGCUGCCGCCUCUGCCCUUUUGGCGAUUCUGGUCGCUCUGGCUGUGCUUCAAUUAGCCAUGGCCUCUUCCGCGAAACGGGUUGUAAUUUCGUACAGUACUGCCUUAAUAGGCAAAGUUGCCCUCGCUACAUUGGCAAUGGCGUUAUCGAUUGUGGCGGCGAGUCUCUUCGCUUUGCAAACGGAUGAUCGAGCUAAUAGUUUCGUCAUCACAAGAGGAGAGGCCUUUUAUAUGCAGUUGGCUGCCAUCGCUCUAAACUUCGGCGUACUUGUGUCCGCCGUUUACGAGGGCAUUUACGCCCGAAGAGGCGGCGACCCGACCAAGAUUAGGGUCGUCACGGAUCCCCGUGGAGGUACUAUAAAUAAUCCAGGAUAUCGGGAAUAUCACCAACCGACGAACGGUGGUUCGAUCUCGAUGACAGAUGCCAGUGGCAAGCCGUACGUCGGCGGGGCCGGGAACGGAUCGACGGCAUCGGUGGCGACUUCUGCGAGCGCGGCCAGCACGGCCUCGCCUCUCAGGAGUUCGCUGAAGAAACCGAAACCCCUCGGUAUCCACAAUCCUGGCUUCUCCGCGCACAGCCCGACCUUAUCCAGGAACGGCUCGCAGAAGAAAGUGCGUAUACAGACGCACUCGACGGAAGUGUAGCCGACACCUUUCUCUUUCCUGUCACGUUAUUGACGCGAAAGCUCGCUACAUAACAGUCACAAGUGUCGAUCGCUUAAGGACUGUGACAGGAAAUCAGAUGCGGCGAGCGAGUCUACUAGAAAUAGUUUUACGAGGUACGUUUCAUUAACGGUAGGUAGUUUCCGAUAUUAUUGUCGUUCUUUUUGUGCAAUUAAAAAUGAAAUCAAAGUUUGCGUCUAACUGCUUCGUCAUAAUCGAUGACAUUGCCCGAUGGUUUCAGUAUAAUGGACUUUUAAUUAAUUUCGAAGAAGAAAAUUGAAUCGUGCUCGCGAGAAAUUUAUCGUAUUACGACGAAAUAUAAUCGAUAAUCGCUAGAGCUCUCCGAAGCUACCUGAAUUAUAUAUAUUAAGCGAAUCCACAAAACCGCGAGAUUGACGGUAACUCGUCAAGUAUUGCAUCACUUUACAUUUUUCUACUAUAUCAUUACACAAUGUUUAUUCGAUACAAAUUGAUUAAUAGAAUACGGAUAGUGAACUAUAAGAGUACUGACGAGAAAAUAGAAUGGACAAAAGCAAAGAAAUAUAUCAAUAUUAAAGGAAACAGAUAAAAAUUAUUAUAUAAAUAUGAUAAAGAUCGUUAUCGAGAUGUAUAUGUAUCAAUAAAAAAAAUUAAAUGUGCAUAAUGUGAGUGUGUGCAAAAUAGAAAAUAAAUUCUGAUUUAAUAUCGUAUUUUCUCGAGCCUUACGAAAUAUCAGUAAUAAAAUUCACAUAUAUUACAUAUGUUUAUACAGGGUAUCACAAUCAGAAAUUUAACAUUUAAUUUUAAUACUCAUUAUAAAUUAUAUAUUAAGCUUAUUAUAAAUAAAAAUCGAUUCUUAUUUUUUUUAAUAAUUUUUGGACGAAAACAUACGUAUAUUACAAUGAAAAUAUAAAUGUUGAUUGAACAAGAAUAGAUAAAGCUAUUAUUAAUUCUAAAAAAAAUUUAUGAAAUGAAGAAUACAUGUACAUAUAUAUGCAUGUGUGUAUUUUAUUUCAAGAUUUUAGAAUAAUGUAGUAAUAACAUUCUAUUUUCUUGCCUUAAGUACAUUCGUAUUUACACCACCAAAAAAAGAACUGAUAAUAAACAAGAGAAAUCGUUGGGAUAAUGUAACAAUUGGAAAAAAUUCUCGCUUUUUUCAUGAAACUUGAAGGCGAAAGUGUACAAGCAAUAUAAAAUUUCCAUGCACGUAUGUGGUUUAAAGUAACAUCACAAAUAUGAUCUCCAUUUUAUACAUUUGUUAUUUAUGCAUUGAGGAAUUUGUUAAUCACGUAUUGGAAAUUUUUGAUUAAAUCAAUCUUGUUUCAAAAACGCAAGUACCAAAUAAUCCUGCUUGUGAUAUAAUAUAUCAUGAUUAUCUCAGUCGCAUGUAUUGCCGGAGAGUUAUUUUAUUACGUAACCGUAUUCAUACGAAUUGCAAUAGAUAAUCUUUCACCAUUUAAUUAAGCGUAAUGUCAGAGUUUAAUUGAAUAUUAAGCUCGAUAAACUAAGUUGCAACGUAUAUAGUCUCUAUAUGUUACAUACGCGCAUACAAUUAAUACGACAACGUUUCUAUCGUAAUUAAGUAAGUAUUGUGUAUUCUAACUGAAAAAACUUGACUGUUAAUAUAGUGAUAGUUGUGUAAAAUGUUUUAAAAUUUUCAAGAGCGACAUAUAUAUCUAUAUAGUAAACUGCAUUAAAGUAUGUAUAGAUUUCUAUACAGACACGGCAAUGAAUCGUUACCGAAUUUAAUAAUUAACAUUUUUUUCAAUUUAAUAUGUAAAUAUUUUAACGUUGUGUAAUAUUAUUAUUAAUAUAUCAACCAUUUUCCGUCCAAACAAGUACUUUGUAAUAUUUAGUAUUAAUGUUUAUUCUUAUUGAAGUAAUCGUGAUACAUCGCACUUAUUAUGUAGAAAUUAUUAUACAUUUUAAAAGUCACAAUUUGUGUUGCAUAAUACAAUUUGAUUUAACAAAAAGAGAAAUUAUAUUAAUAAUUAAGAAGUGCUUGAAUCGAUUAAUGCUAAUUGUAAUCAAUUUAACAUUUUAACACUUUGUAUGUUAAUAAUUGAAUUUUAAUGUAGAAGGAAUUAAUUACUUAAUAGCAAAUUUUCUAUAUUGCAAAGAUCAUAAUUUUUUCUCAAAUGAAUUUAAUCGUUGAUUAUUACUGUUCGGCUAAUAACAGAUUGCCGUGAAAGUCGCAGGAUACGUGAUACGUUUUUUUUUUUAUUUUUUUUUCUUAUUGUAUUUUCUCAUACAUUAUUUUAUCCCUAUAGCAGUAUAUUCUUGCUUUUCCUCGCCGCGAGAGGAAGGUGAAAUUAUAUUAUAGCACAUCGCAUCCGUCCAGCCCUACGUAGGCAGCUAGCCGUAAAACGGCAAAAAAAAGAGAUAUAUAUUAUAAAUAUAUAAAUAUAUUUAUAUUUUAUAAUGAUUGUUUUAAUAUAUAUAUAUAUAUAUAUAUAUAUAAUAAAGAGAGAGAGACAAAAAUUAUAUAUACAAAUCUACGUAUGUGUGUACUUGCGCACGCGAGACAGAAGUUUAUUACUCGUGUGGCUCGCCUCGUGAAAAUCGAGACAUAUGUUUUUUUUUCUUCUUUUUUUUUCAUUUACCCGAGUAGUAUUAUUAAUAUUUUAUCGCUUACGAUUUCUUUAUCUAUAGAAAUUAUUGUUAUCAUGCAAUCUGCGUACCUUUAUUUUCAGAGAUAUUUAUAUAACGCUGUUCGAGAGCCGGCCUCGUUAAAAAAUCCGUGUCGCGAUAUUGCGAUCGCUCAGAAUUGUCCCUGAAGGUUACUCGAUCUAGAUGUUUUCCUGAAUGAUCGUUUGUUCAUAUCGUAUAAAUCGAAAUUUAAUUUAUUAGUACGCGAUUCUCGUGAAAAAAAAUUUGUGAUUGUACGGACACGAAAUUGAAACUAGAAAUUAGGAUCUAUUUGGUAAGACAAAUAAACAGCGAAAUCAGUCGCGAUUCCCUAAAUAUGCAAUAUGCUCUUUUAUUGAGACUUUUAUAAAAGGUCUUUACCUGAUCAUUUGUUCCAAUAUAUCCUAUCGCGACGAAUAUAUCGCAUUAAUGGACUAAAGUUGCCGCGGCAGAGAUAAUUUUGCAUCAGAAUAAAAAUAAAUAUCAAAUUGUCAAUCUACAAUUAUAUCGAAUAAAAUAGAAAUAUUAUGCAAUUAAGAAUUAUUCAUUAAAUUUUUGAAACAUAAUUCUAUAAAAGUCAUAUUAAAAAAAAUUUGCUAGUGGAUAAUUUGAUAAUCUUUAAUAAUUAAUGUAUAUAUCAUAAAUUUAUAUCAUAAGAUAAUAUAUAUAAAAAGCUUUCAUAUUAAAAAAAAAACAAUCCGUAUAAUUUUAUCAAUUUUAUCAAUUUUGUAUAAAUUUCAAUAUUACGAGUAGUAAUAUUUUAAAACACUGUUUGUACACUGUUUUUAUGCUGGUUGCAAAAUUAUCAUUGCAAUUGUAUACUCGUGUCAUUCCGCGAUACUAAGAUUGUUAUGAUAUAUUUCGUUUUAUUGUUAUCGUUAAUUAGAUAAUGUUAACAAUUAACUUCUAUUAUAUAUUGAUUUAAAUACCGAGCCGAUCAAUGAUGUAAUCGUGUAUAUUGUACAUAUCUAUAUACGGAUAUUCAUUCACGUUCAAAUUUGAACGACACAUUUGUCACAUUUGCACCAAUCUACUUGUUAAGCAGGCUGUUUUUGUAAAGUUCAUACGUAUUCGAUGAUAUGACGACCGUGAUGUAAGUGCUUGUCAAAGACAGCACAGUGAAAAAUUGAAUAAUUGAAACGUGUUUCAAAUAAAAUGCAUUUUUCAGGGAA
Molecule: messenger RNA, 7653 nt
Organism: Cataglyphis hispanica
Lineage: Eukaryota; Metazoa; Arthropoda; Insecta; Hymenoptera; Formicidae
Exons: 6
Coding region: 2879-3856 (325 amino acids)
Source: RefSeq, a predicted model, not a curated record